Molecule: messenger RNA, 1766 nt
Organism: Spinacia oleracea (spinach)
Lineage: Eukaryota; Viridiplantae; Streptophyta; Magnoliopsida; Caryophyllales; Amaranthaceae
Product: enhanced ethylene response protein 5
Exons: 13
Coding region: 81-1304 (407 amino acids)
Biological process (GO): poly(A)+ mRNA export from nucleus; transcription elongation by RNA polymerase II; post-transcriptional tethering of RNA polymerase II gene DNA at nuclear periphery
Cellular component (GO): transcription export complex 2
Molecular function (GO): RNA binding; double-stranded DNA binding
Source: RefSeq, a predicted model, not a curated record
AGUGUGAAGUUCCUACUCGCAACCGUUGCAAGCGCCAAGCGGCACACAGUAGAGGGCGAAGCGAGAGGACAACAAAAACAAUGGCGUACAUUAGCAUGGGCGAAGCGCACCGAAGAAUUACAGAUUACCUGAACCACUUCUCCGACGCCAUUGCUACGCAAGAUGGAGCUUCACUUCGUCGUCUACUUUCUCUCUCCUCCAACAAUCCCAAACUCCUCUCUGUUGCCGACGCUCUCAACGUUUUCCAGGAUGUUAGUAGGUUGAUCAGACAAUCACAUGAAACUGUGGCUCCCUUGCUUCGAUCUUUGCAAUGCUACAAGCUAGGGCAAUUGGUUGAUGCAUAUAAUUCUUAUGAGAAAUUUGCCAAUGCAUUUAUACAGGAAUUUCGGAAUUGGGAAUCGGCUUGGGCGUUGGAGGCACUAUAUGUUGUUGCUUAUGAGAUUAGGAUUAUCGCCGAGAGGGCUGAUCAAGAGUUGGCAUCAAACGGGAAAACCCCUGACAAAUUGAAGGCCGCUGGUUCAUUUCUCAUGAAAGUUUUCGGUGUUUUAGCUGGAAAAGGGCCAAAGCGUGUUGGAGCCUUACAUGUGACUUGUCAGUUGUUCAAAAUCUAUUUUAAGCUUGGUACUGUUCAUCUCUGUCGAAGUGUAAUAAGAAGCAUUGAGACUGCUCGUAUAUUUGAUUUUGAGGAGUUUCCACCCAGAGAUAAGGUGACUUACAUGUAUUAUACGGGCCGCCUUGAAGUUUUUAAUGAAAAUUUCCCAGCUGCUGAUCAGAAAUUAUCUUAUGCUCUGGCUCAUUGCCAUCCUGACCAUGCACCCAAUAUAAGGAUGAUCUUGAAAUAUCUGAUACCUGUAAAGCUUUCAAUAGGCAUCUUGCCUGGAGAUUUGCUGUUAGAGAAGUACAAUCUUCUUGAGUACAGGGAUGUUGUCCUAGCUCUUACAAGAGGUGAUCUCCGACUAUUAAGGUGUGCUCUCCAAGAGCAUGAAGAUAGGUUCUUGAAAUCAGGUGUUUACCUUGUAUUAGAAAAACUUGAGCUACAAGUUUACAGAAGAUUAUUGAAAAAGAUCUAUACCAUUCAAAAACACAAAGAUCCAAGCAAAGCACAUCAGGUGAAAUUGGACACUAUAGUCAAAGCACUGAAAUGGCUUCAGAUAGACAUGGAUGUUGACGAGGUGGAAUGUAUAGUAGCAAUUCUAAUAUACAAAAACCUUAUUAAAGGAUACUUUGCACACAAGAGUAAAGUGGUAGUUCUGAGCAAGCAAGACCCUUUCCCCAAACUAAUGGGCAAGCCGGUGGGUGUGUGAUAGACCUGAUCAAAUUGCGGGCCGGGCCACUACUUAAACAUUCUGCCCACUAGGUUGGGCUGGGCCAGGCCAAACUUCCGGAUAACGGUCUCUUCAAUGAUCAAGGCCUCCGAACUAAAUGAUGCAAAACAGGUUGAUAUCUGCACAUUACCACUGCUAAAUGAACGAUUGAUGUAUAAUGCAACGCGUAUGUGCAGGCUGCUCACUCUGAAAUAGCUUCGGCGUCGUAUACAUCAUGCUUUCUUUUUCUUUUUUUCUUUUUUUUUUGAGAAGGAAAAGUACACAAAGUUAGGAUGGAUAGUAUUCUCUCAAGACCGACAACAUUUUGACCUAGCUUUGUUUGUAGUUUAUUGGUUUUUGUGUUGAUCAAUAUCUCCCAUGAUGUAAUAUUUAUUUGUAUUCCUUAUUUGUACGGAGUAUUGAUAUUGUAUAAUACACUGUUAAUCCUACUCCUUCCCCUUA